Hyposmocoma kahamanoa is the source of this 1152-nucleotide messenger RNA. Its product is annotated as histone-lysine N-methyltransferase SETMAR-like. The transcript is spliced from 3 exons. NCBI's taxonomy places the organism in Eukaryota, Metazoa, Arthropoda, Insecta, Lepidoptera, Cosmopterigidae. The coding region runs from base 1 to 1152 and encodes 383 amino acids. The record is from RefSeq and is a predicted model, not a curated record. Gene Ontology annotation, molecular function: nucleic acid binding.
AUGAAUGAGAUGUCAUUGGUUUACGGCGACUCUUGUCCAGGAAAAACCAUGGUGUACAAGUGGCACAAUUUAUUUAAACAAGGAAGGGAAUCCCUUGAAGACGAUCCGAGGCCGGGCAGGAGCAUCGAGGUGACCACGCCAGAACUUAUCCAAAAAGUUGAAAAAAUUGUACUGGAAGAUUCUCGACUAAAGAAGAAACAACUCGCAGAAAUGCUUGGAGCAUCAGAUACAACCAUUUUUAAAAUUCUUCAUGAUCAUCUUGGCAUGACUAAGGUCAGUGCAAGAUGGGUGCCGAGAAUGCUCACGCCGCCGCAAAAACAACAGCGCGUCGAGUGUUCACGUGCAUUUUUGGACCUCUGUAAUGAAGACAAGGAUGAUGUAUUGAGUCGAAUUGUUACUGGAGACGAAACUUGGGUUCAUCAUUAUGAACCUGAGUCGAAACAAGACUCCAUGCAGUGGCAUAAAAAGGGCGCAGCACCCCCUAAGAAGUUUAAGGUGUCACAGUCAGCUGGGAAAAUCAUGGCAACGGUCUUUUGGGACUCGGAAGGAAUAUUAUUAAUCGACUAUAAAGAUAAAGGUGUUUCUAUAACCGGGGAAUACUACGCUUCAAUAUUAGAGCGACUUAAAGAAGCCAUUAAGGAGAAAAGACGGGGAAAAUUGACGAAAGGUGUGUUGCUUUUGCACGACAACGCGCCCGUUCACAAGAGCCGCGUUGCGUUGGCUGCCCUGCAUAAGGUGGGCUUCGAUAUUUUAGAUCACCCACCCUACAGCCCAGACCUGGCCCCGAGUGAUUAUUACCUGUUUCCAAAAAUGAAAAAAGACCGCAGCUCUUUAACUUCAUCAUCGGUGUUAGAUGCACAUAACGACCGCGCGCGGCUGCCGCGGACUCCGCUCAGCGAUCGCGCGACGGCCGCGGGAUCGCUGAGGAGUGCGAUGAAAUUCGUGUCGAAUACAUUCAUGCGCCCUAAAGAGUGGCGUCCAAGUAGUCAUCCGAGUGAACACGGUCCAAGAGUGAAGAUGAAAGAAGUUGCGGGCCUCCGUCCUCCAAGGUUAGAGACCGAGGGCGGAGGUGCAGAGCCGGAGCGCAGCGUGUUCGGCGCGGAGGCGGUGAGUGGAGAGGCUGCACCGACAGCGGCGGUAGUGCAGCAGUAG